AUGAAACUAAAUUAUAGUGACUUAAGUUAUUCUUUCACUGCUGCUUCUUCCACCGCUGUCUUCUCUCACAACAAAACCUCUGCUUCUGGUCUUAGACCCAAUGUGAAGACUUUAUCCUCUUCCAUAAUGGGUGCACAAUUUAGUAUAAACCGAUCAACAAGAAGGUGUCACAUUAGAAAACGUUGUCGUAGUGGCGUCACAUGCUUGUCUACUUCUCCUUUUGUAUUUCCAUCAGCGCUUCUCUUCGACUGCGAUGGCGUGCUCGUGAAUCCUGAGAAGGACGGCCAUCGCAUUUCUUUCAACGACACUUUCGCUGCAAGGGAAUUGGGCGUUACCUGGGAUGUGGAUUUGUAUGGUGAAUUGCUCAAAAUUGGUGGUGGAAAAGAGAGGAUGACUGCCUACUUUAACAAGACAGGCUGGCCAGAAAAGGCGCCAAAGAGCGAACAAAAGACGGAAUUGUUCAUGGCCCUUAUUGAGAAAAAGUUGCUGCGUCUCCGACCUGGUGUUGCAAAUCGCUUGUCACUUUGUCUACAAGAACCUCUGACACGUUCAGAAUGUGGGAUGGUGAAUGUGGGGGUUGAUUUGGAGCUCGGGUUCGAUGAACGGGGCCGCAAGGGACUUGUUGAGGGCAUGAGUAAACCAAAACUCUUUUGGAUUUUGGCAGCUGCCCCAUUAGCAUCAGUUAUUCUCUCAACCCUUCUGGUCACCCUCCUUAGAUCGAAGGCUCAUGGGAUUGCAACUGAAGGAAUUGCGGUGGGAAGGACAUUCGCUGCUUUGAAAAAGUACCAAGUUGAUGGUAACAAAGAAAUGAUGACUAUCAGUCUUAUGAACAUGGCUGGUUCUUGCUCAUCCUGCUAUGUUACUACAGGUGAUUAUCCUCUUUUCUUUGUAAAUCUACUUAAAAUUAUAGUCACGAAACACACUAUUAACUUCCUCCACUUCAACCAAAUUUUCAGGGUCAUUUUCUCGUGCCCCCUUGGCCUUGCCAUUGCAGUUGGAGUUUCAGUUUUCAAGGUUCUCUUGCAUGUUACCAGACCAAACACUGUGAUAUUAGGGAAUAUCCCCCGUAGUCAAAUAUAUCAAAGUCUUGGCAGAUACAGAGAUUCUCUAAGGAUUCCUUCAUUUCUUAUACUUGCUGUUGAGACUCCUAUAUACUUUGCAAAUCAACUUACCUACAAGAAAG
Ilex paraguariensis (yerba mate) is the source of this 1183-nucleotide messenger RNA. Lineage: Eukaryota; Viridiplantae; Streptophyta; Magnoliopsida; Aquifoliales; Aquifoliaceae. The record is from the annotation of a GenBank genome assembly.